AGUGUCACAGAGUCAGUGCUUAAUUUAAACUGCCUGGCUGCACUAGCGGUGAAACCUCACUUCAAUCACAAAGUUAAAACUUCUACUGGAGAGACCACCGCUUCAGCCUGGGGCCAUAGUGGCUCCACUUCUCCCAGGGAAACAGGCAGAGACGUAGACCCCCACUACAGCAGGAGCAACGCCAGAGGUGCAGCAACUCAACAAUAAUGGCACUUCAACAGCCUUCGGCAAGUGGUCAGGUGAUAAAUGGCAAGGAAAGUCUGACCAAAGAGAUUGACCUGGUCAACCGUGAUCCAAAGAAUAUCAAUGAGGAGAUUGUAACGGUAGAUUUUGAAGAUGUGAUAGCGGAGCCUGAUGGGACACACAGCUUUGAUGGUGUCUGGAAGGUCAGCAGUACAGUCUUCACAACAUCUAAAUACUGGUGCUAUCGUGUUCUGUCUGCAAUUUGUGGGGUGCCACUUGCACUGAUAUGGGGAUUCUUCUUUGCCUGCAUCUCUUUCUGCCACAUUUGGGCAAUAGUGCCAUGCAUAAAGAGCUACCUGCUGGAGGUGCAGUGCAUCAGCAACAUUUUCACGCUCUGUGUCCAGACCUUCUGUGAUCCUGUCUUUGAAGCCCUGGGCAAAGUGUUUAGUGGAAUACGAGUAGCCCUGCGUAAAGAUGCCUAAUGGGCCAUUAAUCUUAACUAGGUAUUGGCUGCUGCAGGACAAUGGCCUGACCAGAUUAGGUCCUCAAGGAACCGAGGCCUUGUUGCAGUAGUGCCAUUAUUAAUGAAGAGACCUACUUAAGAAGUUAAACUCUACUGUCAUGCUAUCAAGAAACCUCUUGCAAUAAGCCUUGAAUUGAGUCAUACAAAUCAAACCUGGAUCAAAAUAUAUGAUUAUACUAAGCCUAGUUCCCAGUAAUGUGUGUUUAACAACAGGUCCACACCCCAGAAGAAUCUCUUUCCAAAUUCAGACUCUUUCCUCUAGGCAGCUUCUAAGGAGAUGACUGAUCAUCCAGCUCACAUUUUAGCAAUGCUGUUAAGCCAAUGAGUGCACUACAGGACAAUCUUUUUGGAUAUGUAUUUUAUGAAUAUUAACAUUACAAACCCAAUAAAGUAUGGUUCACUCCA
Erpetoichthys calabaricus (reedfish) is the source of this 1111-nucleotide messenger RNA. Its product is annotated as caveolin-3-like. Bases 207 to 665 code for a protein of 152 amino acids. The record is from RefSeq and is a predicted model, not a curated record. Gene Ontology annotation, cellular component: caveola. Gene Ontology annotation, molecular function: molecular adaptor activity; connexin binding; transmembrane transporter binding. NCBI's taxonomy places the organism in Eukaryota, Metazoa, Chordata, Cladistia, Polypteriformes, Polypteridae. The transcript is spliced from 2 exons. Gene Ontology annotation, biological process: regulation of membrane potential; caveola assembly.